CUUAGAAUGUGCAAUUCGCCCUCGACAGCGUCCCAAGUUGUGGAAAAAGCCUCCAGGAACCACGCCCCAAUUGCUCCGGCAUGCGCAAUACCAUUCUCGCCGCCUGAGGCGUCACGUCCCACCAACAACCCGCGCGACGCAAUCCAGGAGGGGCUAAGACGGGCAAGGAGAGGGGGAAGCUGCUUGUAUCGUGCUACAGCUGGGCACAUGCAUAGAGAGACCGCACGCCUAGUGGACACGAGAUAGCAGCCACCAUGAGCGCCGGCGGCCAAGAUGCGAAGCUCUUUGCGAGGGGCAAAGUAGCAGAGCUGCGUCUUGAGCUCAACAGCGGCGGCAAGAAAGACAAGAACUUCACCGCGAAGAAGACGGCCCUGAAAAAGAUCGUCGCAAACAUGACCAUGAGCAACAACGACAUGGUCGCACUCUUUCCCGACAUCGUGGGCUGCAUGCACAUUCCGAGCUUGGAAAUCAAGAAGAUGUGCUUUUUGUAUCUCGUCAACUAUGCGAGGAUAAAACCAGACAUUGCCCUCAAGGCCCUACCCAUCAUCCAGGAAGACAUGCACGACAACAACCCGCUCGUGCGAUCGCUUGCGCUCCGAACCAUGUCCUACAUCCACGUUCGCGAAUAUGUUGAGGCGACCGUACCACACCUCAAGAGCCUUCUCCGAGAUAACGAUCCUUAUGUGCGCAAGACUGCCGCCAUAUGCGUUGCGAAGCUGUACGACCAUGACAAGGCCAUGGUCGAAUCCUCCGAUCUCAUUGAUAAGCUGAAUGCGAUGCUGCGAGACGAGAACCCCACAGUCGUAUCAUGUGCUCUGGCCGCGCUGAUGGACAUCUGGGAGCGAUCGGAAACCAUCAAGCUCACCAUCGACUAUGCGAGUGCCUCCAAGAUCGUACAGAUCCUGCAUCAGUGCUCAGAAUGGGGCCAAACAUACAUACUGGAAGCCUUGAUGAACUACGUCCCACAGGACACCCAAGAAGCCGCGAUCCUUGCAGAGCGCAUAGCACCACGGCUCUCACACUCAAACUCCGCGGUGGUUUUGACCUGCAUCCGCGUCAUAUUGUACCUCUUGAACUACAUCUCGGACCAAAAGGUCAUCAAAUCGCUAUGCAACAAGCUCUCCCCACCGCUUGUUACACUCCUAUCAAAGGGGCCCGAGAUUCAGUACCUUGCUCUGCGCAACGCUCUCCUUAUCCUGCAACGACGGCCUGAGGUAUUGCGCAACGACAUUCGCGUCUUCUUCUGUAAAUACAACGACCCUAUAUACGUCAAAGUCACGAAGCUGGAGCUCAUCUUCAUGCUCGCUACCGAGAAGAACAUCAAGGAGGUCUUGACCGAGUUGUCUGAAUACGCCACCGAGAUCGACGUUGACUUUGUACGCAAGUCAGUCCGAGCAAUCGGAAAGCUUGCCAUCAAGAUACCUCCGGCCAGUCAAUUGUGUAUAUCGACACUCCUCCAACUGGUCAGCACAAAGGUCUCGUACAUCGUCCAAGAGGCUACAGUGGUCAUCCGCAACAUCUUCCGCAAAUAUCCCAACCAAUACGAGUCCAUCAUCUCCACGCUGUGCGAGAAUCUCGAUUCCCUGGACGAGCCGGAAGCCAAAGCAGCCAUGAUCUGGGUCAUUGGGCAGUACGCUGACAGAAUAGAGGACAGCGAUGUAUUGCUGGAAGACUUCCUCGAUUCCUUCAGCGAGGAGACGCACGAGGUGCAGCUAGCCCUGCUCACAGCGACGGUCAAGCUGUUCAUACAACGGCCGACGCGCGGUUCGCAACUCGUCCCCAGGGUGCUCAAGUGGGCGACCGAGGAGACGGACAAUCCCGAUCUACGUGAUCGAGGGUACAUGUACUGGCGAUUGCUCUCUUCCUCUCCAGAAGAAGCUAAAAAGAUCGUCAUGGGCGAGAAGCCCGCAAUCACAGCCGAAGAGUCGGAGAAGCUGGACCCGAGCACGCUUGAGGAGAUGUGUCUGAACGUAGGUACCCUCGCCACCGUUUACCUCAAACCGGUGAACCAAGUGUUUCGCUCCGCGCGGCCGAGGAAGCUGCAGGAUUCACCUGCAUUGCAACGGCACGAGCUGCCAACGGCCAAGGCUGCACAGCAAGCGCGCGACCGGGCUGCAGCCGAGCGAAGUCGUUUGGACACAUCAACUACCAACGGCAAUGGGUCAUUGAGCCCCACCAACGGCAGUGGCCUCGAAGCCGCAGCACACGAAGCGGAUCUCUACUUCGCAGGAGUUGGCAGGCAGAGCACGUUUGGAGGAAGCCCGAUUGUGGCGGAGCAGGGUUCGCUGGGAGGCGGGUGGGUGGUCAAUCAAAACAUGCCGCAGGCCGCUGUGAUGAGCCCCGUGGGUGCAGAUGGCAAUCAGGAUCUACUACUGUAAUGGACGGAUGCGAGCCGAGUGGCGGGGCGUUGGAAUGUACAAACUCUCUACAAAGGCGCAGAUCAUAGCGAAUACGAGGGGUAGGACGGGCGCCUUGGAACCUGAGCUUGGCGGCUCGUUGAUCCGGCCGCGAUAUCCUGGUGAGUGCCAGUCGUUUGGGUGCCACGAACAAUGGGUGUAGUGAAUGUACCUCCGACUAGUCGUGCGACAUGUUCCAACGUCAGAAGCCCGUCGCCAUGCCGUGGCCUGAGCUGCCUGUCACAGUCCCUCGAACAGCCCGAACAGCCUCGCGGAUGCAGCGCCGAAGGCAGAGUUCCCCGCGUCUGCAGGCUGUCACAAGGUG
Messenger RNA from Paraphaeosphaeria sporulosa, 2721 nucleotides. RefSeq names its product Adaptor protein complex beta subunit. Gene Ontology annotation, biological process: intracellular protein transport; vesicle-mediated transport. Gene Ontology annotation, molecular function: clathrin binding. Gene Ontology annotation, cellular component: membrane coat. The transcript is spliced from 4 exons. Bases 255 to 2378 code for a protein of 707 amino acids. Lineage: Eukaryota; Fungi; Ascomycota; Dothideomycetes; Pleosporales; Didymosphaeriaceae. The record is from RefSeq and is a predicted model, not a curated record.